This is a messenger RNA of Pestalotiopsis fici W106-1, 1569 nucleotides long. RefSeq lists its product as uncharacterized. The record is from RefSeq and is a predicted model, not a curated record. The coding region runs from base 1 to 1569 and encodes 522 amino acids. Lineage: Eukaryota; Fungi; Ascomycota; Sordariomycetes; Amphisphaeriales; Sporocadaceae. The transcript has 2 exons.
AUGUGGCUCCUCGAUACCGAGACGCAGCAACUACAUCCUGUUGAAUUCUUUGAGCAUAACCGACCACGAUAUGCCAUUUUGACGCACCGCUGGAGGGACGAUGAAGUCAUGUUCGCCGAUAUGGGUAAUCUCGAUCAAGCCAAGACCAAGGCUAGCUGGCCAAAGAUUCGCAUGACAUGCGAAAAGGCCCGCUCACAUGGCCUCAAGUACGCCUGGGUAGACUCAUGCUGCAUCGACAAGUCAAGCAGUGCUGAGCUCUCAGAGGCCAUCAACUCCAUGUGGCAUUGGUAUUUGGAAGCAACAGAAUGCUACGCAUUCCUUGAUGAUUGUGACUUAAGCUCAACCACCGUGCCGUUUGAAGAGCAGUUGCGGGCUUCGGAAUGGUUUCGUAGAGGCUGGACGUUGCAGGAACUUAUCGCACCUGGUCCAGAUUGCUUUUGGUUCUACGAUAAGAGAUGGAACAAAAUGGGAGACAAGUCUUUACUCUCGAGUCUCAUCGCCAACAUAACCUCCAUCCCGCAGAGGGUUCUUCUAGAUCCUCAUGCUGUAUCCACAUAUAGCAUUGCACAACGCAUGUCAUGGGCCUCCCAGCGACAGACUACGCGGAUCGAGGAUACAGCUUACUGCCUACUGGGUAUCUUCGGUAUCAAUAUGCCUUUGUUGUACGGAGAACGAGAAAGGGCAUUCUUGAGACUACAAGAAGAACUCAUCAAAAAAACUAGCGACCUUACUCUACUUGCUUGGGAAUCCUCUGACCAGAAUAUCACCGCCGAGUUUUGCGAUGUCUUUGCCUCUUCCCCAUCUGUAUUUGCCAACAGUGGCCAAAUCAAGCUAGCAUGGAAUGAGGAAUCACCCCAAUGGACUCUGACCUCCAAAGGAUUGGAGGUUUACGAUGAAAUCUACCAGACGUGGAUUGGGGGAGUUUUCAAAACUCUGUGGUGGAUUGGAAGCAUCGAUACUUCGACGAGACAAAGUUUUGAUGAUUUCAGAAAUAUUUAUGGCCGUCCUUUCGACAUUCAUCUCGUCUUUGUGGAGCUGGAUAUGAUCGGCCCUGGCAUAUAUGUCCGCACGAAGCAAAAUUUGCUCUCACUAUCAGUCGCAAAUUGGCAAAAGCCACAGUCGUUGGCCCACACCAGAUGCCAAAUCAACACGUUGAGCUUUCCAAACUUGGCUCAUUGGUACACAGACAUAUACAGGUUGUAUCUAAAAGUUCCAAGGGGGAUGCAGAUUGUGGGACUCUUUCCAGAGAAGUACUCUAACUUUGGCGAGAAGUUCUUAUUUAAAACAACCUUGCUGUACGUGCAUGUGAUCCUCAUUCGGAUCUCAGAGGGCGAUGACGUGAUCUGCCUGGUCGAUAGUCACAUUCACCCAAAAAGAACAGGACAUAUACUGCGGUUUCGUAUGCUUAACCGUCGCCAAUCACCAUUGCUCGCAGAAGCAAUCUUGCAACGGUUGAAUGUAACAGAGGUGCUUUCUCAAACUCUGACAUCUGUGCACCCUGAGGUUACAAGCUUGAUUGACUCGACGCUUGCGAAGGUUCGAGGUCAAACCUAUGUUGUUUCCGCAUAA